This is a messenger RNA of Protopolystoma xenopodis, 246 nucleotides long. The record is from the annotation of a GenBank genome assembly. Lineage: Eukaryota; Metazoa; Platyhelminthes; Monogenea; Polystomatidea; Polystomatidae.
AUGGAAAGACUCACUGAUGAUGCCGACUAUGAUGCCGGCGAAAUGUCUGGGAAUGUACCACGUCCACGGUCCGACUCUGGAAAUUUACAUGCAUACUAUGCACUCUGGACAAGGUGCGUUCCUCUAGGUCGUCCUAUCAAUAUGACCAAGUUACUAAAACAAGGCCAAUUACUUCUAUUCGCCUGUAGGUAUAUAUAUAUAUCACUACAAAGAUUCUUGUUCUUAUAUUUACUGUCAAAAUGGUAA